Molecule: messenger RNA, 1858 nt
Organism: Daphnia pulex (common water flea)
Lineage: Eukaryota; Metazoa; Arthropoda; Branchiopoda; Diplostraca; Daphniidae
Product: tRNA (guanine(10)-N2)-methyltransferase homolog
Exons: 10
Coding region: 64-1473 (469 amino acids)
Biological process (GO): methylation
Cellular component (GO): cytoplasm
Molecular function (GO): nucleic acid binding
Source: RefSeq, a predicted model, not a curated record
UCAAUUGGUUUCCUGCGCAUUGGUCCAAGCAGACGAUUGUAUUUGAAAAAAAAGUAGUCCGAAAUGGCAGCGCGAAACAUGUGGAAGUCUUAUUUACUUUGGUGUGCAAAUGAACAUGUGUCAUUCAGAAUUCCUGAAGUUGAAUCGGUUUUAGCUAUGUACAAAAUUCCACAUACGUGGAUCGAGAAACCAGAAGAAAAUCCUUGGAUGCUGAUUUCUAUGCCAAGUGAAGAUUGUGCAGUGAAGCUUAUGAAAAGAUGUGUCACUGUCCGGUCCAUCAUCGAGCUAUGGGCACAAUCAACAACAAAAGAGCAUCUUGAUGACCAGUUAAAAACCUUGCCUGCAGAGUUCACAUCUUAUUUUAAGAAGGAAAAUAAAUUCAAAGUUGUGGUGGAUAUAUUUAAUAAAGUAAUAAGCCAAGAGGAAAAAAUCGAAAAAAUUGAGUCUUUCAGUUACCUGCCAAUUCUCGGAUCUGCCAAUUUGAAAAACCCUGACGUUACAUAUUAUUAUUACGAAUUCUUUGGGCUGGACGCUGGACGUAUUCCUGAGAAUCCUUUUAAUUACUUUUUUGGCCGAUGGAUUUCCGAUAGUGAACGAACAGCAGUAGCCAAAUACUCCCUCAAAACUCGGCACUUUAUUGGCAACACAAGCAUGGAUCCUCAACUGUCCAUGAUUAUGGCAAACCUCGCGCAAAUUGACAAUGGCCAUAUAGUUGUUGACCCGUUUGUUGGAACAGGUUCUCUUCUGGUAGCAGCAGCUCAUUUUGGUGGUUAUGUUUGCGGAACGGAUAUAGAUUACCUCACUAUUCACGGAAGAAUGAAACCAACUAGAGCUCACCAAAAGAAACGCCAGCCAAAUGAAGACAUCAAGGGAAACCUAAAGACUUAUAACCUUUUUUCACGCUAUUUGGAUGUCUUCGUGGGUGACGCAUCAACGCCCGUUUGGAGGUCGAAUUUCCGUUUCGACUCCAUCAUAACUGAUCCUCCUUAUGGAAUUCGUGAAUCAACCUAUAAAGUGGGUAGCAAGAAAAUCGCCCCUAUUCCGGAUGAGAUGCUGUCGACACAUUUUCCUUCUAAAACUCAGUACGGUUUAGGCGACAUCUAUAAAGAUCUUCUUAAUUUUGCCGCCAAUAGUCUCAAACUGCAUGGCCGACUGGUUUUUUGGAUUCCAAUCAUACGAAUGGAGUAUGAUCCAGACCUCCUACCUGAACAUCCUUGUUUGGAAACUAUAGCCAACAGUGAGCAGAUCCUAAAUUUGCAUUCCAGCCGUCGAUUAAUAACUAUGCAAAAGAUUAUGGAACCAAAGGAGGCUGAAGAUUCAGCAAUAAUCCACAACCUACAGUACACAUUUCGACACAAGUUCUUCAAUACCAGCGAAAUCAAAGGACAUGGAAAGGAAGACGAAAGUGCGCGAAAUCUAACGAAAAGAAGCAAACGGGGAAACGGAAUAGCAAAAUUGCCAUGUGAUAAGUAACCUAACAGUUUUUGAAUAUGCAAUACAAUACACAAGUGGCGUCAUCUUCUUGGGCAGUCUAACAUCGCCGACUUUGAUAGGCGAAAUGAAAUCACAGAAAAUGUUUUCGGCUUGAAAUUGUGGAGAACUAAGUUCUAAAAGGUUGGAAAUGAAAACUGAAAAGAUGUAACUAGAAAAGACAAGAGGCUACUGUUGAAACCUGUCAUCAACGACUCUACCGGCAUCGAAGACCAAAUAAACUUUGUCACAAUGGAGGCAGCACUCGCAGAAGAAAGAAUUUUUCUGUAUCUGUCGCUAACCGUACGAUUAUUCCGAGUUGCAUGCAUGUUCACUGUCUUGGCGUUCUGUAUGAGUCGAUCGAAAGUACACGUUAUUUACACACGUC